CACCCCAAUGGCAAGCUGCAAGUACAGCGACCUGGCGCUGCAUGAGACCGCGCUCGUGGCGGACGGCUCGUGCGGAGGCAACGCCAUGUGCUUUGUCAACAGCAACUGCUCGGUCGUUCGUCGCGUGGCAAAUGCGUCGACGCGCGUGCAGCUGGAGGCAAGCGACGUCCUUGGCGACGUCUUCCUAUACCGGCAUGCUACCCUAGAGCUCGUCAACCUCACGAAGAGCCACAUCAACCACCAGUUCCCCGUACAGCUCGCGGCUCUAUCACUUGUCGGCGCCAACUUCGAGGACCUGGACGAUAUCGAUGUCCCGCCGGAGGUUUUACGCUUGACCCUGACCUCGUGUCAUUUCAAGCGCGCCAUUUCCUUAUACGGUUUCCGGGCCCUUCAGCACCUGGAGCUCCGAAGCACUCGCUCUCCCGACUUGUUCGUCUGGGAUAGUUGUCCGUCCACGCUUCGCAACCUCACCAUUUUGGACUGCGGACGCGAUAAUUUCAGCUACUUGACGCUGCCGCAGAUCGAGACGCUAGAACUCGACAACGUUCGUACACUCUAUGGUCUCCGCGUCUCGUUCCGACUCCGGCGUUUCGCAUGCUACAACUGCUCAUUUGACUACUUCUCGGUGGACAGCGAAGACUCGCUGCGUGCGCUGCGCAACCUCUCGCCGACCAGCAGCUCGACCUCGAAUGCGACGUUCCAAGUGCCACCGUUUACAUCGGACUGCACAAGAAGCGACACGACGCAAGCUCGGCUCUGGGACAAUGCACCAGACUACGUCCUGUGUGUCAACCACAAAUCGUACACUUGGACGAUCGAGUAUAAAGAACUCUACCAUUUUCUGUACAUUGCGCUCGGCAUUCUGGCUGCUGGCAUCUUGCUUGGUUGUCUCUAUCGCCGAGGCCAGCGCGUCGCCAAGACGGACCGCGCCGCCGACGACGACUACCUCGUCUCGUCGCUGUCGGCCAAAGAGCUCGAGACGCUCCAGAUGCUGCAGCUCGACGCGUCAAGCCUCGUGGUGUCGGA
Molecule: messenger RNA, 1026 nt
Organism: Saprolegnia diclina VS20
Lineage: Eukaryota; Oomycota; Saprolegniomycetes; Saprolegniales; Saprolegniaceae
Exons: 9
Source: RefSeq, a predicted model, not a curated record